Molecule: messenger RNA, 2479 nt
Organism: Larimichthys crocea (large yellow croaker)
Lineage: Eukaryota; Metazoa; Chordata; Actinopteri; Sciaenidae
Product: 14-3-3 protein beta/alpha-A
Exons: 7
Coding region: 257-1015 (252 amino acids)
Source: RefSeq, a predicted model, not a curated record
GUCUAAGCACAGUGUCUCAUAAAGUGCAGAUUUACUGUGAAGCCUGGUAGCUGAGGAUCAUCUCUUUACCUGGGCAAGGCUAAGAUUUUAAGUUGCCCUAGCAACCCGAGUCUGACGUCAUCCGUCCCUGUGAGACCCUGCUGCUGUGUCUUUGAUUGGAGGGAAACCCCGUGGAUGAGCGGGAGAGAUCAUCAGCUGUGCGGCCGGGAAUCAGGAACAACAUCGUCUAACGAUACUCACAGUCCACACAGGAGCCAUGCCAGACAAGGAGGAACAGGUACAGAAAGCCAAACUGGCUGAGCAGGCUGAGCGCUAUGAUGACAUGGCCGCAGCUAUGAAGGCUGUUACAGAGGAGGGCUCGGAGCUCACCAACGAGGAGCGCAACCUGCUGUCUGUUGCCUACAAGAAUGUGGUGGGGGCUAGGAGGUCCUCUUGGAGGGUGGUGUCCAGCAUAGAGCAGAAGUCUGACGACAGCACAAAGACCGCGAUGGCUAAGGAGUACAAGGAAAAGAUCGAGACGGAACUGAACGAAAUCUGCAAAGAAGUACUGGACUUGCUCGAUACGCAUCUGAUCCCCACGGCCAAGCCUUCUGACAGCCGAGUCUUCUACCUGAAGAUGAAGGGAGACUACUUCCGCUACCUGGCUGAGGUGGCCAAUGAGGAGAAGAAGAAAGAAAUCAUCGAGAAGUCAAAAGAGGCCUACCAGGAAGCGUUUGAAAUCAGCAAAAAAGACAUGCCACCUACACAUCCCAUUCGCCUGGGCCUCGCUCUGAACUACUCUGUCUUCUUCUACGAGAUUGCCAACAUACCUGAGGAGGCCUGCAGACUGGCCAAGGAGGCCUUUGAUGAAGCCAUUUCCAUGCUGGAUUCCCUCAACACUGACUCCUACAAAGACAGCACCUUGAUCAUGCAGCUGCUCCGUGACAAUCUGACACUGUGGAUGGCAGAUGCCCAGGGUGAAUGCGAAGGUGAAUGUGAGGGAGAAGAGACGGAGCAGGUAGCUGUGAAGAACUGAACGUCAGAAAGAAAACAAACAAAAAAAAAAACAACACACAUUUUUUACCUCUCACCAGCCUAAGUUGUGUGUGUGGUUGUGUUUGCACAUACAUGCACAGAUAUGUAUGUUUACACGCCACUCACAAUGUGUAAAGUACAGUAUGUGUGUGCAGAUACAUUGAAGUGUGUGUGUUAAUUGUAUGAGCACCUCCACAGAGAAAAGAAUGGAAUAGAUCUUUUUUUUUUUUUUUUUUUUUUUUUUUUUUUUUUUUUUUUGACCAUUACUCAUUGUGUGAACCAGUGGAUGUUUAUUUUGUUUUUUUGUCCAUGGAUUAGUCCAGAUAAAAUCCCUCCUUUAGAUCCAAUCAGCCCCAUGCUAUUUAACCUUAUUCACUGUAGCAAAACUGCUGCUGUUGCAGGAAAACACAAACAAAAAACCUCUAACUGUAAUUUUGAUAAUUUGUAUGUUUUUACUUGAACUCAACAUUUACAAUCUUUGUGACACUUGGGUCCACAAAUCUCCUUUGAAGCACGUGAACUGUAAAAAUGGUCACAGCGAUGAGCAGUCUGAAUUCACAAAAUUUUAGGCCUCAUCUGACAAUAGUGGUGAUUAUACAGAUGACAGAAUUUACCUUGCUAAAGAUCUAUUGCCACAUUGCUUGUAUCCAUCCCGCCCUAUCAGUGUCCAGUGUAACAGGUAGUGUUUUUAUGGAUGAUACAUGUCAUGGCUCAGUGGGUUCUAUGUGCAUUCGGGCGUAGGAACGGUUUUCUGUAUGAAUGGCCACUUUGCGAAAACUGUAGUUAAACUUUGGUUGAUAGUUUUGUUGAGAGGAUUACAUUCCAUUUUACUGACAUCUCUUCACUCUCAGUGAAAUGUGUAGGCUAUAAUUUCCUGCAAUUUUCCAUAACACAUGACAAGGUAUAGACGGCCUAAGAUAAAGUGAACAACUUGACAAAAUGGCUCGAUACUGUAACUUUUGAUAUUUUAUCUUUCAGCAGUGCAGAGGAUACUUUUGCCAUGUGCUUUUAUGUGGCUUUCUACUCUUUUCUAUUCAGGUGUUUUGUAUUUUCUUUUUGUGUAUUUUAUUCCCUUUGACUCUUUAUUUGACUCCUGGAAUGUAUGUGUUUCUCAGUAGUAUGGUGUGAGGGUUAGCUGUGCUUUGAAACUGGCAAUUUUUGCUUAGGCUUUAGCUUCAACCUGGGUGGUUUACAGUAACAUUUACCUUCCUUAAAAGAACAUUGUGAAACAAACUAAAACAAUACUAAAUAUAAACUGAUUAUUAAAGUAACUUGGUAGAAAGCUACGUUAUGACCAUUUAGUAGUUACAAAGUAGUGCCAGUUUCUUCUAAUUACAGUAUCUUGGUUUUAAAACGAUGGGAUGCAGGAUUCAGAAUUUGCAAGUUACACUCUGAGUACGUUAUUUAGUUAUGUGCUUUCAUGUAAGUGGAAUUAAAACAUUAAAAUCAAGUGUGCUGUGCUCAA